This is a messenger RNA of Gregarina niphandrodes, 1062 nucleotides long. Its product is annotated as putative impact protein. The transcript is spliced from 2 exons. Lineage: Eukaryota; Apicomplexa; Conoidasida; Eugregarinorida; Gregarinidae. Bases 1 to 1062 code for a protein of 353 amino acids. Gene Ontology annotation, cellular component: cytoplasm. The record is from RefSeq and is a predicted model, not a curated record. Gene Ontology annotation, biological process: regulation of translational initiation.
AUGUUGAGUGAGAUGUUGGCUGAGGAGUUGGAGUUGCUGCAAGUAUUGUAUGAGGGUAGUUUUCAAAGUUUCGUGGAGAACAACAAAUUAGUCGUACGCGUGGGUGGUCUGGAAUGCGAAGAGUGGAUCGCCUUCAUAGCUGGUAAGGAGCUGCUGGCGGAGGUCAGUCCUGAAAUUACAGUGUGCGUGAUUAUGACUAACCAGGAGGAGGCGGAGAAAGAAAAGUCGGAGACUAUGGACCAGCGGAAGGGUAAGGGAGGCAAAAACCCGGGCAAGGGUAAGGGAGGCAAAAACCCAGGCAAAAACCCAGGCAAGAAGACUCUAGACGAACAGCGGCCAGAGAGUUGGCCAGAGUGGUUGGUGGACGUGCAGAUAGACGCUCCGUGGUUGGCUCCGGAUUUGCUAAACUUGUUAUCCGUCAAAUGUGGACAGGCAGCAAUUGAGGGAAUGGAAGGCUUGACGCCGGUCACAAGUGUUAUUGAUUGCGUGGUACAGGAGUGUAGCGCACAAGCUUUAAUCGAAUACUAUAAACAGAAGAAAAGUCUCCGGCGAGAUGAACCACAGCAGCCUAAGGCUCCGGACUUGAGUCCCAUGGAUGAUGACGUCGUCGGAACCGAGAUGCGCUUGGUAAGAAUCGAACCCGGGACUUCAAGUCGGAGUUUUCGGAAACAAAUUCCCAUCCAUCAUGGCCAUGAAUUGAUCGACAGAAAAUCAAUAUUCAUGGCGCACCUUGCCCCGGUGCGCGACAAAAACGACAUCAAUGACGUGCUGAAUACACUCUCGUCGAACAAUAAGUAUGCGCGCGCAACUCAUAACAUGGUCAGCUAUCGCCUGGUGAAUUCGGAGAGCAAGAUCUGCGUCCAAGAUCAUGACUCAGAUGGGGAGGCUAAUGCGGGUUCCAAUAUGCAGUGGCUCAUGAACGUGCUCAAAGUAGAAAAUGUUGUCGUUAUAGUCUCCAGAUGGUAUGGAGGCAUUCACCUUGGACCAGAUCGAUUCAAGCACAUCUAUGCGUUGACACGAGCGAUCCUCGACGAGCACGGCUACAUAAAUUCAGGGCAUUAA